Messenger RNA from Engraulis encrasicolus (European anchovy), 1917 nucleotides. It is a transcript of the gene srpx, whose product is annotated as sushi-repeat containing protein X-linked. NCBI's taxonomy places the organism in Eukaryota, Metazoa, Chordata, Actinopteri, Clupeiformes, Engraulidae. The record is from RefSeq and is a predicted model, not a curated record. Gene Ontology annotation, biological process: phagolysosome assembly. The transcript is spliced from 11 exons. The coding region runs from base 52 to 1401 and encodes 449 amino acids.
GGAAUGCGCCGGAGGUUCUCCAACUCAGUGCCCGUGCGUGCAGUUUAGAACAUGGAUACCUGGCUGUGUGCGAGCGUGCUCCUGGGACUGCAGCUCUCGUGCUGCCUCGGCUACGAAGGCUCCGGCUUCUAUGGUGAUGACGAGGACUCGUACGCACGGAGACACGCAGGUGUGCCGUGGUGUGCCCCGGUGAAGGUGAAACAUGGACAGGUGAGUUGCCAGGCUCCGCGUGGGGGGCGCCAGAAGAACGUGCUGGGCACGCGCUGCAAGAUCCGCUGUAACCGUGGUUAUGAGAUGCACGGACACCACGAGCUCCUCUGCCUCGCCAACAAGCAGUGGUCCGGGAACUACGCCUGCAGGGAGGUGCGUUGUCCCAAGCUGCAGCUUCCUCCUAACGGCGGCUAUAAGUGCACUGACGGCUCCUACUUCAACUCCCGCUGCCAGUUCUUCUGCCUACCAGGCUACUCCCUCAGGGGGGACAAGACGGCCACCUGCCUCUACAACCACGUCUGGAGCGGGGGACAAGCCAUGUGUGUGGAUGAGGAGUCUCCGGUUAUUAAGUGUCCCAAUGUGAAGGAGCGUACUGCGGAGCCCGGCAAGCUGACCAUUCGCGUCACCUGGGACACACCAGAGGGCAAAGACACGGCCGACGGGAUCCUCACAGAUGUGGAGCUGACAGGUAAAGCCCCAGGUUCAUAUUUCCCUGAAGGGAACCACAAGCUGUCCUACACCGUCUACGACCGCGCAGGAAACAAGGGCAGCUGCCGAUUUAAUAUCCGAGUCAAAGUUAAGCGCUGCACGCCCCUGCCGGUGCCUGAGAAUGGGUGGAUGCGCUGUGACAGCGCGGGGGAUAACUAUGGAGCUACGUGUGAAUUCCGCUGCCUGGGAGGAUACGAGCUAACGGGCAGCGCUGCACGAGUCUGCCAGUCCACGCAAGACUGGUCGGGACAGGAGACUGUCUGCUCACCCAUGAAGGUCAACGUGCUGGUGCGUUCUGCUGCCGCGCUACUGGACCAGUUCUACGAGAAGAGACGACUCCUCAUCAUCAACGCUCCCACAGCUGCCAAUCACUACUAUAGACACCAGAUGACUAAUUUACAGCAUGCCCAGUGUGGUCUGGACCUUAGGCACGUGACUGUGGUGGAACUGGUGGGGAUGUGGCCAUCCAUGGUGGGACGCAUUAGACACCAACUCAUACCCCCGCCCCUUGCACUGCAACUCAGGCUCCUGAUGAGUUUGUCCAAUAAUAAGUUCGGCCUCGUCUUGCUGGAUAAGCAGGGCACCGACCGCCACCGCUACACCUACCCCAUCACCUCCCAGGAGAUAUUCACCACCAUCGACACCUUCCCCCAGCGCACAGAGGAGAGCCUCUUACAGAGGGAGGCCGGACACACCUGUUAGACACACGAACACACAUGCACACACACACACCUGCUAAACACACACACACACAAACACACAUACACACACCUGCUAAACAGAUUAUUUUUAUUCAUCCCAAGGGAAAUUUGUGCCCACACACACACACCCUACCUGCUUAACACACACACACACACACACACACACACACACACACACACACACACACACACACACACACACACACACACACACACACACACACACACACAACCGUAUUCACCUAAAGAACACUGAUUUGGGAACAGUAGCCAAUGGUGAAUGCAUGAGACACUAGUCUGCUGUGUCUAGUAUCCACGUAAUGUUUGUUUGUAAUGUACGUACAGUGUAUUUGUUUAUCUGUUAGUCUGUUGGUUUGUUUGUUUCUUUGUGUAUCACAUUGUUUGUGUUUAUAUCUGUGAGUAUAUUUAUGUGUAGUUACUCUGUAUGUGCAGCCUGUAUGCAGGGUGACUGCUGGAGAUGUACUACCACGACAACAAUAAAGGAAAUGAUCUUCUA